Molecule: messenger RNA, 543 nt
Organism: Gekko japonicus
Lineage: Eukaryota; Metazoa; Chordata; Lepidosauria; Squamata; Gekkonidae
Product: RNA-directed DNA polymerase homolog
Exons: 1
Coding region: 1-543 (180 amino acids)
Source: RefSeq, a predicted model, not a curated record
AUGGUGCCAGCGGAGAAGGAUGAGCUUUGCAAAUUCAUUGACAAAAACCUAGCUCGAGGGUUUAUUAGACCAGCCUCCUCCCCGUUUGCUGCCUUAGUACUGUUUAGAAAGAAAAAAGAUGGGGGGCUGAGGCUAUGUACGGAUUAUAGAGGGCUGAAUGCUGUUUUGUCUACAAAUGACUACCCCAUGUCGCUCAUUAAAGACUUGCUGGCCGAAGCUUCCAAAGGGAAAAUCUUCUCCAAGUUGGACCUCCUGGAUGCGUACUUUCAAGUGCACAUAAGGGAGGGGGACAAACAUAAAAUGGCGUUUAAUACACCCCUGGGCCAGUUUGAAUACCGGGUGAUGCCAUGUGGGCUCCUGGGCACUCCUGGAGUAUUUAUGAACUUGAUUAACGAGGUGCUUCACAAACAUCUGUUUAAGGGGCCCCUCAUUAACUUGGACAAUAUCUUGCUGUACUCCCCCAAUCUCUCCUCCCAUGUAAAAUUGGUGAGGGAGGUGCUCCAGACGUUGCACAAGCUGUUUGCUAAACUCUCCAAGUGUUAA